Molecule: messenger RNA, 381 nt
Organism: Paramecium sonneborni
Lineage: Eukaryota; Ciliophora; Oligohymenophorea; Peniculida; Parameciidae
Source: the annotation of a GenBank genome assembly
AUGAGAAUGAAUAAAUAAAUUUUUAAGUAUAUAUUUAAUCUAAAUUUAAGAGGACAUGAAAAUCACAUCAACGCUAUUAAAGCAUUAUGUUUAGUACCUUAUUUUUUUAUCUUUACUUGCACAGUUCCAGGGUUUUUGUUUCUUUUAUAAUAUUUUACUAUUGAAACUAAAGAUCCAACAUUAUUUUAAGUUUUCAAAACCAUAUUAAGUUGCUUAGGAUUUCUUAUUUUCUUUAUGUUCUUAUAAAAUGCUCAUAUUAAAUUAGUUGUUUCGCAACUCUUUAAAAUGAAAGAAAAAUCAAUUUAUGAUUUUUAAAUAGAUUUGUUUUCUGGCUUGGAAGAGUUUGAACUUAAAAAAAGUGAUGUUAGCAAAUAAGAAUGA